AUGUCCAUGGCCACUCAUGGCACUCGGAGAUAUUUGACGCGCAGUUGCGGGCAAACUGGCACUGGAUAUGGAGCAGCACUCGACGACGGGCAACUUUGCACGCUGCACGUCCUUGCCUUAGUCAGCCGCGUCGUGUCGUUGGUGGAGUCACGGGCGUCAGUGCUGGCUGAGUGGCCCGCCUGGCGCGAUCAAAGUGCACCGCAGUCUGCGACUCAAGCCUACGGAACCUUCGUGGGUACCGAUGCGAGAAAGCAGAGCAAAGCACACUUGCCUGUGCCGGACAGCCAGCCAGCCAGCCAGGCUGAUUCUGAAACGAGCUCCACAGCCGCGGCAUGCCCAUCUGCUCAGCAUGGCUGUCAUCCUUCCGUUUUCAAGACGGGCGCUCGAUGCUUUGGGCAGGACGAGGGCUGGCCGCAGCAGUGUCUUCAGACACCAGCCCGCUUCCUCUUCUCUGCGGGAGAAAGCGUUCAGACCUCGCUGGCUGCCCUGGUAGCCAUGCUGGCAAGUCCUAUCCGUCCGAGAGCUAGACUGCUGUACGGACCGUCUCUCUCCCUCGAGCGCAAGCAGGAGGCCAGUGUUCGACGUCCGUUGCGCCCACGCGAGACGACCUCAGACGACCAGCACUGGGAGCAUACCCGAGGAGCAGCAUGUGCAACGUGGAGACUCGAGAUGGUGUUGGAUGUGGACGCAGUGGGGCAUGAUAGGAUCAUAGUCGUUGCGGUGAGUAGAUGCGCUGGCGAAGCUAGCCGGAUCCAGAAGGGUCCAGCUCAAGUCACGCCUUCUGCCUUUUCACUGCCUCGCCCUCAACAGCCACCCGCACACCACACACAACCUGCGUCAAUAUUCUUCACGCUGUCUCGCGCUCACAAUCUAGGGUCCCAGUUCCUUGGAUGGGGCGUUGGCGCCACCAUGUACAUGCCAUUACCUCUACCAACCCAGUCGAUCGUACAUGCUCCCGUCCUCGCUGCCAACCCGCACAUCCAUGGCUUUUAUCCUGCAAAUCCCACUUGCACACUCUUCUACGGAGUACAGUUGCAUGACAUAGUGGGGAAAUGGGAAACGGGGAAUGGGGAAACAGGAAAUGAUGAAUGGUAA
This is a messenger RNA of Plenodomus lingam JN3, 1095 nucleotides long. NCBI's taxonomy places the organism in Eukaryota, Fungi, Ascomycota, Dothideomycetes, Pleosporales, Leptosphaeriaceae. The record is from RefSeq and is a predicted model, not a curated record.